CAUCAAACAACCAAAACAAUCAUAAUAACCAAAAUAAUAAUAUUUUCGAAAUGGCCAAUGAAAUGACGACAAAAAAUGCCUUAUGCACUGAUGAUUUAGAUGAUCUUGUCCUAAAUGGUGAUGAUUUAGAUAAACAAUUAACAAUUCCAUUGAAUGGUUGUGGUGGUCAUCAUAAUCAUAAUAAUAGUUCAUCACCAUCAUCAUCCGUAACAGCGACAUCUACAGGUGCAAAUUUUAUACGUAGUAAUAAUAUUUAUUCAGCUGGACCAUUAUUAUCAACAACAAAUAAUAAUAAUGUUAAUGGUAUGAUGAUAAAUAAUAAACAUGUUACAUGGCGUCCAGAAACACCACCAUCACCAAAUAUUUAUACGCAAUAUACAAAUAUUGGUUAUAUGCCAAUAACACCAAUCGAUUCAAUUGAUUCAUAUCAAUUAAUAUCAUCAACUGUUGGUACUUCAAAUAAUUCCAAUACACAUAUACCAAUGUCUUAUACAUUGUCCGGUUUAAAUAAUAACAAUAGUGGUGGUGGUGGUGGUGAUUGUUAUGAAACAACAUUUAUGGAUCAACAACAACAACAACAACAUCCAAAUCAUAAUUAUAAUCAUCAUUCUGUGCCUCAACAACAACAACAACAACAUUCACCAUACGGUGUUAUUGUUUCUGAUAAUAAUGUUGUUGGCGUUGGUAAUACAAUGACAAACAUUCCAAUGUCAUCAUCAUCAUAUCUUUCACAACAACAACAACAACAACAUAAUCAAUUAUUAUCAUCAUUACAGAAUAAUAAUCCAUAUGGAAUACAUACAUCAACAACAGCAACAGCAAUAGUAACACCUCAACAACAACAACAAUCUUGUCAUGUUUAUGGUAGUACAUUACCAAGACGUGUACGUGUGAUACCCAAUAAUAAUAAUAAUAAUAAUGGUGGUGUAGGUAUGGGAAUUACUACACCAUUAGGAAUUAUUCCAGGUAUACCUGGAUCAUCAUCAAUAGCAUCAUCAUCAAGUAAUGGUACUACUAAUAGUAGUAGUUUAGGUACAACAAAUCAUAGUCAAACAACACAAUCAUCAUCAUCAUCAUUAUUAUUGCAUCCAACAGCAAUUAAUGUCGGUGGUGGUGGUAAUCAAUAUCAAUUUCAUCAUCCAUCAACAACAACAAACCAUAAUGGAUUAAAUAUUAACCAACAACAGCAACAACAACAACAAACGCCCACAUCGUCAUCAUCAUCAACAACAACAAAUAUUAGUGAUCAAUCAUCAGCAAUGACACAAGUAUAAUUAUAAUUAUAAUGAUGAUGAUCAAUAAUAAUUAACAAAAAA
Molecule: messenger RNA, 1316 nt
Organism: Dermatophagoides pteronyssinus (European house dust mite)
Lineage: Eukaryota; Metazoa; Arthropoda; Arachnida; Sarcoptiformes; Pyroglyphidae
Molecular function (GO): protein binding
Source: RefSeq, a predicted model, not a curated record